GACUGUUAGCAUCUUCAUGAACCAAUCCCAAUCUCCUUAUAAACUGACAAAUCUAUGAGAUUGUAUAGUGGUAAAAGCCUCCUUAUGAUCUUAGCUUCUUCUGUUCUUGCUCUAUUCUCACUCGAGUUCUUCACAAUCCUGAACUAAACAUGAAGAAAAUAGUGGUGAGAGUGGAUGUACCUGAUGAAAGAGCAAAGCAGAAGGCUAUGAAAGCAGUUUCCUGCCUUUCAGGGAUAAACUCCAUAACCAUGGAGAUGAAAGACAGGAAGAUGAUCGUCGUGGGGACAGUAGACCCAGUGGAAGUAGUGGAGAAGCUGAGAAAGCUUUGGUUUGCAGAGAUUCUCACAGUUGGACCUCCAAAAGAAGUGGAAAUCAAAAAACCACUAAUUACUUGCAUUGGGUAUCCCUGUUAUUGUUGUAAUCAGCCCCCCACCUUCUAUUACAAGCAAGAGGAAAUCCCAAAUGGUUGUGUUCUCUGUUGAAACCAUCAUUUUUUUGUUAAAUAAGGUUUACCUUGUGUGCUGCUUCAAUUUUCUUGUUCAUUUGUUUGUGUUUUGGUUUUUUUGUGAAUUUUAGGAUGUUUUUUUUUUUUUUAUGGGUAUGAUGAUGAAUUUAUCA
Cucurbita maxima (winter squash) is the source of this 618-nucleotide messenger RNA. Its product is annotated as heavy metal-associated isoprenylated plant protein 39-like. The record is from RefSeq and is a predicted model, not a curated record. Gene Ontology annotation, molecular function: metal ion binding. The transcript has 3 exons. Lineage: Eukaryota; Viridiplantae; Streptophyta; Magnoliopsida; Cucurbitales; Cucurbitaceae. Bases 150 to 482 code for a protein of 110 amino acids.